AAAUAAAAUAAAAAUUAAAAAUUCAAGAAAUUAAAAAAAUACUUUUUACCUUAAAAUAUCUUAAACGAUCAAAAAGGGCAAAUUGGGUAUUUAGCCUGCAUUCUGUUACAAAAUCCCCGCCAUUUUCCUCUGUUACUAAAUACUAGCCCGACAAGACAACAAUAAUCCUUAAACCCUAAUUUCUACGGAAUAGAGGGAAAACCUUAAUGUUACUUCUCAACCGCCUCUCCCGCGAGAAACCACCGUAUCCAACGCUGCUCUCACGCUAUCUUUCGUCGGCCUCCGCCUCGUCAAAGCUCCAUGACCAGUACUCCUUUAUGCCCCCACCUUCUCUCUCUCCUCAAAACCAUCAAAACCCUAAUUCAACUCCUAAGAAAAAGCAAAAGCCUCUAUAUCGUCCACCUUCUUCACUCGACCGAAACGGGAAAAAACCCACUCAUUCAGAUCUUCCGUUUGAUUUCCGAUAUAGUUACACGGAGAGCUCUCAGUCGGUAAGGCCCAUUGGACUUAGAGAGCCUAAGUACUCUCCAUUUGGUCCAGACCGUCUUGACCGAGCAUGGACUGGAGUUUGUGCUCCGGUUGUUGAACCGAAGUUAAAGUUUGUGGAUGGGUCAGAGAAUCCGAAUUUGGAGGAGAAGAGACGGUGGUGGAGAGAGCAAAUUCAAGGUCAGCCACUUACUAAUGCUGAGAGAAAAAUUUUGGUCGAGAGUUGUCAAAGGCAUAAAACUAAGAAGCAAAUUAACCUUGGGAGAGAUGGUUUAACCCACAACAUGCUGAAUGACAUUCAUAACCAUUGGAAACAUGCUGAAGCAGUCAGGAUUAAGUGUCUAGGUGUUCCCACUGUUGACAUGAAAAAUGUGUGCACCCAGCUCGAGGAUAAAACCUUUGGGAAAAUCAUUCACAGACAUUGUGGUUUACUUGUAUUAUAUAGAGGCAGAAACUAUCAUCCCAAGAAAAGGCCUGUGAUUCCGUUGAUGAUGUGGAGACCUCAUGAACCCAUAUAUCCAAAGUUGAUAAAAACUACUAUUGAAGGCCUGAGCAUUGAGGAAACAAAGGAAAUGAGGAAGAAAGGGCUAGCUGUUCCUGCUUUAACAAAGCUUGCCAAAAAUGGUUAUUAUGCUAGUCUGGUACCAAUGGUCAGAGAUGCUUUUCUCGUCAAUGAGCUGGUUCGAAUAGACUGCCAAGGCCUUCCGAAGAGUGAUUACAAGAAAAUAGGCUGCAAACUUAGGGAUCUGGUUCCUUGUAUCCUUGUUACAUUUGAGAAGGAGCAGAUUGUGGUAUGGAGAGGGAAGGACUAUAAGCCACCAGAAUAUGGACAAUCCUUUGCGGACAGGGAAUGUUUUGAUGAUCCAGAGAGCAAUGAGGAGUAUAGCAAAGAAAGCUGUAGCUCAGAUGAGAGCAAUGACCAUCAAGAUUUCUACUCUAGCAGCGAUGAGGAGUAGUUUGUUUCAUGCUGCUUAUUCACCUCCAAGUUUCACAUUCUGUGUCGGGCUUGAUGCUUGUGCAAUUUGGAACAUUUUGCAGCGUGAGAAGAUCUAGAAGAGGCUCGACUAACUGGAGUGAGUAAUGGGGAUUGGCAUUUUUUCACCUCUUCCCAGCCAAAAAAGGGGGGGAAAAGAAAUAUUGAGCGAGAGAGAGAGAAAGGGGAAAAAGAAGGAAAAGGAGAGGAAUUACAAGGAACAGGAUUGCGUGUAAAUCAGAGUAAAGUGUACUUUAUCUUUUGAUUACAUAUUUUGAGCCCGAAUAGGGAUGGCUUAGAUAGUGAUAAACUGGCUUGGGAUUAAAUUUAAUAUCCGUAUCGGGUUCGGGUUCGACCGCACGGAUACCCGCUACCUGAAUCCGUUUAUGUAGCCGGAUGCGGAUACAUGGUACUCGAAUCUGUUACCUGUUUAUUAAUAUGUAUCUUAAAGGGUACUUGCGUGUACUUUACCUUAUUAGAUUCAUUAAUAAUUUUUUUUUCA
This is a messenger RNA of Ricinus communis (castor bean), 1961 nucleotides long. RefSeq names its product CRS2-associated factor 1, mitochondrial. Gene Ontology annotation, biological process: Group II intron splicing. Lineage: Eukaryota; Viridiplantae; Streptophyta; Magnoliopsida; Malpighiales; Euphorbiaceae. Bases 207 to 1442 code for a protein of 411 amino acids. The transcript has 5 exons. The record is from RefSeq and is a predicted model, not a curated record. Gene Ontology annotation, molecular function: RNA binding.